GUUUCUUUUUUAAAUAUUCAACAAAAAAUGUACGAAAUUACUGUAGUUCCUCUCAUUUCGAUGGAAAUUAAGAUUAAAUUUUGGUAAAACUUUAGACCAUUUAGGAUUCGAAAAAUCCAACCUACAUAGUGUGACGGAAAUAACUCUCAACUUCAAAGGACAUAUCAAAUAAAUUAAAUGUAUCAAAUAAAAACAAAUAAGAAACAAUAAAUGACACAUAAGUGAAAGUAUUUCCAAACAAAAGUAAAGAAAAAUAAACGUGCGGAAUGCCUGAGAAAAGUAAAAAAUUAAAUGGAAAAAAAUAUGAGAAAAUAUUCGAAGAAUUCUUGACGCCAAGUGAAAAAAUAUACGAAAAUAGCAUACUAAAAAAAUUAAAAAAUUUGUUUCUUCGACAAAGAAGAUUAAUUCAGAAGUAGAAAAAACCAACACUUUCAACAACGGGACUAACAGAAACAACAACAACAACAAUAAUAAGAGUAAAAAGACUACAAACAAUCAAGCAAGAAAACAAAAUGGAUUUCCGUUCGACAACAUUUUGGCUAUUUUGGUUGACAUUGCUCAGCAUGCAUCACAAUCAAUUAAAUACUGAUGGCUGUUUCGGAGCGGCACUGCUGCAGCAACACUACCAGCUGCAACAAAUUUCAGCAAUUGGAAGAACAGGAACGGCAGGAACGGAAAUAGCAACAGAAAAUGAAUUAAACAACUUAAAAGCGAAUGCAAUAAUAAAUACCGAAGUGUCGGACGCUGGACGAUUCCAAGGAAAGAGGAAGCAGAAAACGAAAACUGAUGAUGCUGGUACAAAACUGAAAAUUCCGAACACGACUCCCGCAGUAAUAGGCGCCAUAGAGCCAAACACUGAAAACUCAGAAACCACUACAUCUACAACAACAACAUCAGCAACAGCAGCAACUACAAUAGAUACAAGAACUUUAACCAUAAAAGCCACCACAACGGCAACGGCAACGGCAACAAAAUGGUUAAAUGACAAAGAAAAUGUGCAGCAUUUAAAAAAUGCGAAAAACUUCAAAAAUCCAAAAAAUUCUAAAAGUUCUAAAAAUGUUCAUUUUCCAGAGAAUUUUGCUUUGGAUUUUAAAGAGAAUAUGGCAAAACUUUUUGCAAGUGAUGCACCAUUUAAAAAAUAUGGCAACACAUUGAAUAGAACUUGGACUGAAUCAUCAUCAGCAGCAACAAUAGGUAUAGCAUUGCCAGGAGCAGCAAUAGCAACAGCAACAGCAACACCACCAGCAGCAGUACCAGCACCGACAAUAAAUACUAAUGGCAGCAAUAACAGCAGCACAUCAACUGCAACACAUUUUUCUGGACGUCGUCAUAUAAUACCAGAGAAGCUGCUAUACACUAAAGAGAUUAGUCUUAAGCAGGGACGCCUAAAGGGCAUAAUACGUCGCUUUAAUACUUCAACUGGCUUACGUGAUGUUGAUCAAUAUCUGGGCUUGCCUUUUGCUGAAGCGCCUGUAGGCAGUCGACGCUUUAUGCCGCCAGGUACGCCAUUGCCAUGGCAGGACUUAAAAAUAGCACGUCACUUGCCGCCGGUUUGUCCACAAAAACUACCGGAUAUCAAUCCACAGGGUGGUGUUAAAAUGGCUAGUGGCCGGUACAGUUAUCUACAACGUUUGCUGCCAUAUCUAAAGACUGAAAGUGAAGAUUGCCUCUACUUGAAUGUUUACGUGCCACAUAAUGAUGGCCUUAGGCAGACACAAGCAUAUCCUGUGCUUGUUUAUGUGCAUGGUGAAUCGUUUGAAUGGAAUAGCGGAAAUCCGUAUGAUGGAUCUGUGCUAGCCAGCUAUGGGGAAGUAAUCGUGGUGACAAUUAAUUACAGAUUGGGCGUAAUGGGCUUUCUAAAGCCGAGCACAAAUGAAAAUUCGGUGGCAAACUUUGGCUUAUUGGAUCAAGUUGCCGCUUUGCAUUGGAUUAAGGAAAAUAUUGCUGUUUUUGGUGGGGAUAUGGAUAGCGUGACUUUAAUGGGACACAGCACAGGUGCUGCUUGUGUAAAUUACUUAAUGGUUUCACCUGUUGCAGCGGGGUUAUUUCAUCGCGCCAUACUUAUGUCCGGUUCCGCUAUGUCUGAUUGGGCAGCCAACAACCAUUCGCUACAGUUAACUAUGCUAAUAGCCAACCAUCUUAAUUGUCCUUUAAACGAUGACAAUGAGCAGAUGUUAUCCUGUUUGCGUGAGCAACGCUACGAGAACAUACAGAAAAUACCAACAUCGUUUUCGCAAUUCUCAACAACAUUGGGACCAAUUGUUGAUGGCCAUGUCAUACCAGAUCAACCAUAUAAAGUGAUGGGACAAUAUACGGAGCACUUUAGUCGUUAUGAUUUAUUAUUCGGCGUCACGGAGUCGGAGUCAUAUCACACACUGGGCGCAUUAGCACUCAAGGAAGGAUUACGUGAAAAUGAACGUGAUAAUUUAUUGCGUUUCUAUAUGCAGAGCCGUUUUGAUGUUCGUCCCGAUUUGGCGUUGGCGGCCACACUAAAUAA
Teleopsis dalmanni is the source of this 2497-nucleotide messenger RNA. Its product is annotated as neuroligin-3-like. Gene Ontology annotation, biological process: postsynaptic membrane assembly; modulation of chemical synaptic transmission; presynaptic membrane assembly. Gene Ontology annotation, molecular function: signaling receptor activity; neurexin family protein binding. NCBI's taxonomy places the organism in Eukaryota, Metazoa, Arthropoda, Insecta, Diptera, Diopsidae. Gene Ontology annotation, cellular component: postsynaptic membrane; cell surface; synapse. The record is from RefSeq and is a predicted model, not a curated record.